UGAGAGCUGGAGGGGCGUGCGCGCGCGCCCUCGCCCUGUUGCGCGCGCGGUGUCACCUUGGGCGCGAGCGGGGCCGCGCGCUCACGGGACCCGGAGCCAGGGCCAUUGAGUGGCGAUGGCGGCGACGGCGAGUCCCGGGGCCGGCGGGAUGGACGGGAAGCCCCGUACCUCCCCUAAGUCCGUCAAGUUCCUGUUUGGGGGCCUGGCCGGGAUGGGAGCUACGGUUUUUGUACAGCCCCUGGACCUGGUGAAGAACCGGAUGCAGCUGAGCGGGGAAGGCGCCAAGACCAAAGAGUACAAAACCAGCUUCCAUGCCCUUACCAGCAUCCUGAGGGCAGAAGGGAUAAGGGGCAUUUACACCGGGCUGUCAGCUGGCCUGCUGCGCCAGGCCACCUACACCACUACUCGUCUUGGCAUCUAUACCGUGCUGUUUGAGCGCCUGACUGGGGCUGAUGGGACACCCCCUGGCUUUCUGCUGAAGGCCGUGAUUGGCAUGACCGCCGGUGCAACUGGUGCUUUUGUGGGAACACCAGCGGAGGUGGCUCUGAUCCGCAUGACUGCCGAUGGCCGGCUUCCGGCUGACCAGCGCCGUGGCUACAAAAAUGUGUUUAAUGCCUUGGUUCGAAUCGUCCGGGAAGAGGGGGUCCUCACUCUGUGGCGGGGCUGUAUCCCCACCAUGGCCCGGGCGGUCGUCGUCAAUGCUGCCCAGCUUGCCUCCUACUCCCAAUCCAAGCAGUUUUUGCUGGACUCAGGCUACUUCUCUGACAACAUCCUGUGCCACUUCUGCGCCAGCAUGAUCAGUGGCCUCGUCACCACUGCCGCCUCCAUGCCCGUGGACAUUGUCAAGACCCGGAUCCAGAACAUGCGCAUGAUCGAUGGGAAGCCAGAAUACAAAAAUGGGCUGGACGUGCUGGUGAAGGUCGUGCGCUACGAGGGCUUCUUCAGCCUGUGGAAGGGCUUCACGCCGUACUACGCCCGCCUGGGUCCCCACACGGUCCUCACCUUCAUCUUCUUGGAGCAGAUGAACAAGGCCUACAAGCGCCUCUUCCUUAGUGGCUGAGGUGGCCGGGGGCUGGAGCCGGCGGCCCCUGCAGUGGCUGCGCCCCGGCGAGGUGGAGGGCCUGGACUCUGCCACCCGGGGCCCCUCUAUUUAUUUCCCCUCCACAGAGUGGUCUUCCCCUUUGUGGUAAAGGACUUUGGGCUGCUCUGUCCCCUGCUCCAGCUUGCCCUGCUCCGUGUGACCCACCCCUUUCCUCGAGAGGAUCUGGGGAACUCCCUGACGAUUUCUGGGCUCCUCUUGGGUGUUAGCUUCAGCGGAAGAGCCCCUUCCCAGUGGGGGGCCUUCCAGGCAGAGUUGGGGGGGAUCAGGAGACAGCAGAAGCCAUCCAGAUAGCCAAGGGUCUGCGCUGGGCUGACAUGGUCCUCUGAGGACUUAAUAAAUUGGAUUGAUCUCACCACCCCCAAAUCUAGAGAGCUGUGGAGGGGAAGAGGGGGAGGAGACUGGACAAAGAGGCUGAUGCCCCUGGGGACAGGAACUGGAGUUUUUAACAGAUUAUUAAAGAAAAAGCCCCUGCUGGUUUAUGCAAA
Lepus europaeus (European hare) is the source of this 1587-nucleotide messenger RNA. It is a transcript of the gene SLC25A11, whose product is annotated as solute carrier family 25 member 11. The record is from RefSeq and is a predicted model, not a curated record. The coding region runs from base 116 to 1060 and encodes 314 amino acids. Gene Ontology annotation, biological process: thiosulfate transport; succinate transmembrane transport; oxaloacetate transport. Gene Ontology annotation, molecular function: oxaloacetate transmembrane transporter activity; malate transmembrane transporter activity; succinate transmembrane transporter activity. The transcript has 8 exons. NCBI's taxonomy places the organism in Eukaryota, Metazoa, Chordata, Mammalia, Lagomorpha, Leporidae.